CUCACACAGAGGAGGGUCUCGCGCUGCAGCAGCUCAUGUCCAGCGCGCGAGCCCAGCACACCUUCAGCGAGACGCGUGCCGGAAGUGGGCGGGGCAUGGGCCGCGAGGGGGCGUGUCCACACAAACUGGGCUCGGCCAAUCAGCUGCGGCGCCUGCUCUACAUCCUGGUCCCCGCUCUGAGUCUGCUGACCGCUGUGCUGCUGCUGGCUCUGGCCCUGACAGGGAUGUUGGGCAGUGGUCUUUUGACCUCGAGUCCUCUUCCGUCGGCGAAGCCUUUAACCGAAGAUGACGUCACGACAACAAACCCCGCCCCCUUCGCCACUAACCAAACCCUCAUCACCCAAUCAACAACGAGCGCCGCUACUUCAGCUGCUGUGAUUGGACCCGACACACCCGAGACCACGCCCCCUCCCACAGAGCCGCCUCCUGAUUGGCUGACCACAGUGACAUCACUCAGCACAAUAUCUUCACUGAGCUACUACACCACGUCUGCACCGGCUUCAGAAAAUGAGAGCUGUCAGCUGAUCUCGGAGCCGCAGUGUCACAUGUUGCCGUACAAUCAAACAUGGCUGACGUCUCCGCUCAACGUCGUCAAGAGCUCCGAGGUGGACAUGCUGCUCAGGUUCUUCAGUUACCUGAGCCGGCUCUCGUGCUACAGACACAUCAUGCUGUUCGGCUGCUCUCUGGCUCUGCCCCAGUGUUUCCACCAUGAGGACCACAGGCGUCUGGUCCUUCCGUGCGAAUCGUUCUGCGAGGCGGCUCGUCUCGGCUGCGAGCCUGUUCUCCACAUGUUCAACGCCUCCUGGCCCGACUUCCUCCGCUGCUCCCAGUUCAGCUCCUCCUCUUCCUCUUCCUCCUCCCCCUCCUCUUCUCCUCCCUCCUCCUCUACCCCUCCUCCGCCCUCCUCUUCAUCACUGCUACCUCCGUCGUCACCGUCCGCCGGCCCCGUCUGCUACUCGCCGCGAAAUAUCAAAGGUAAAGCGUCGGUGUGCGGCGGUAAGGACCACUUCCUGUGCUCCAGCGGGAUCUGCGUCCCUCAGAAACUGGUCUGUAACGGAUUUAACGACUGUGACGACUGGAGCGACGAGGCGGCCUGUGAGUGUGCAGACUGGGAGUUCCGCUGCUCCACAGGCCGAUGUGUUCCUCCUGUUUUAGUUUGUGACGGAUUUGACGACUGUGGAGACCUCAGCGACGAGAUGAGCUGCGAGUGUGACGUGAGUCUGCAGCACAGAUGUGGAGACGGACGCUGUGUUUCCAAAGACUGGAUCUGUGACGGAGACUUCGACUGUGCCGACAAGAGCGACGAGCACAACUGCUCGUGUAAGAGUCAGGGUCUGCUGGAGUGUCGUAACGGCCAGUGCAUCCCUUCGGCCUUUCGCUGCGAUGGAGAAAACGACUGUAAAGACGGCAGCGACGAGGAGCAGUGCAGCCGCGAGCAGACCCCGGCGACGUCAUGUCCUCCCGGUCAGUCCGGCUGUAGCUCCGCCCCCUGCUCUCUCUGUGGUGGGAACGAGUCAUGUGACCACCGCCUCAACGCCACGACGCUCAGCCACAAUCAAACCAACCGCCACGGCAACCACUGCUCUCAGUGUGAGCCCAUAUCCCUGGAGCUGUGUUUGAAUUUGCCGUAUAACUUCACCAUAUUCCCAAACUUCCUGGGUCAUCAUUCCCAGCGGGAGUCCGCGGUUUCGUGGGAGGCGUCUCUGUUCCCGGCUCUGGUCCAGACCGGCUGCUUCCCGUUCCUCAUGUUCUACGCCUGCAGCCUCCUGGUGCCCAAGUGCGACGCUGCGACGGCCCAGAGAGUCCCCCCCUGCAGGUCUUUGUGUCGCGGGGCAAAGGAUCGUUGUGAGUCUGUCCUGGGGAUCGUGGGUCUGCAGUGGCCCGAGGACUCAGACUGUUCCCAGUUUCCUGAAGAGGAUGAGGGCGCCCCCUGCCUGCUGCCAGAGGACGGCACUGACGAGUGCUCUCCCAGUCACUUCAAAUGCCGCUCAGGACGUUGUGUUCUGGCCACCAAACGCUGCGAUGGACAUUUAGACUGCGACGACCAGAGCGACGAGGACCACUGUGGUUGCUCUGAGCGCGCUCUGUGGGAGUGCCCUGGCAGCUCCGUCUGUAUAAAACCCUCUAUGAUCUGUGACGGUAUCCCAGACUGCCCCCUACAGCUCGACGAGGCCAACUGCACCGUGUGCAGCGACAACGAGCUCUCCUGUAACAAUCACGAGUGUGUCCAUCGAACCCUGUGGUGUGACGGCAAACAGCACUGCUCCGACAGCUCCGACGAGUGGGACUGUGUCUCUCUGGAGGACCGGUCCGGGCCGGUCCUGACUGUUCUUCGGUCCGGGGCAGAGUACCAGGUCUGUGCAGACGAGUGGAGCCAGGACCUGAGUGACCUCACCUGUCGACAGCUCGGGCUAGGAGCUCCCUCCUCAGUGACUGAAGUCCCGGACCAGGCCGGAGUCCAGGGCCGUCGCCGUUGGUUACACGUUCAUCCGGAGGUCGGCCAAAGAAACUCCACAGCCCUGCAGGGACGACUGGAGAAGAGGAGUCACGCGUGUCACUCCCGGAGGAGGGUUUCCGUGCUGUGCUCCAGAGAAGACUGUGGGCGUCGUCCUGCGCUGGGCGGGGCCUCAGUGCAUCACCGACACAAGAGGAUUGUGGGAGAUAGAGUUUUUCCUCACAGACACAACAUCUCUCACCACACACACAAGAGGACGGAAACCCACAGACACAACAGCAGCAGAACUGACGUGACGCCGCCCCGGAGGAUUGUGGGAGCUGUAGUCCACAGACAGAAGCGUAUCCUGGGGGGGCGUGUCUCUCGUGUGGGGGCGUGGCCGUGGCAGUGCUCCUUGCAGAGUGGAGCGAGCGGCCAUGUUUGUGGGUGUGUCCUGAUCGGGAGGAGGUGGGCCCUGACGGUGGCGCACUGCUUUGAAGGACGAGAGAGUGCAGAGCUGUGGAAGGUGGUCCUGGGCCUGAAUAACCUGGACCAUCCCGGGAUCCUGAGCCAGACCAGAGGAGUCCGGACCAUCGUAGUCCACCCGAGGUACAACAGGGCCGUGGUGGACUACGACAUCAGCGUGGUGCAACUGGAGACCGAGGUGGAGGAGACUGCGUUCGUGCGUCCUGUGUGCUUGCCCGCGAUUGGCCAGCUCCCGUCACCUGACUCGUACUGUUACAUCACGGGAUGGGGUCACAUGGGGAACCGCAUGCCCUUUAAGCUCCAGGAGGGGGCAGUGCGGAUCAUCUCUAUGUCCCAGUGUCAGUCCUACUUUGACUCCAAAACUAUCACUCCCAGAAUGCUUUGCGCUGGAUAUGACGCAGGCACCGUGGACUCCUGUAUGGGGGACAGCGGGGGUCCUCUGGUGUGUGAGGACCCCUCUGGACGCUGGACCUUGUUCGGACUCACCUCUUGGGGCUCAGUCUGUUUCAGUAAAGUUCUGGGUCCUGGAGUUUACAGCAACGUCACCCACUUCACCCAAUGGAUCCAACGACAAAUCUAUAUACACACGUUUAUAAAGGACUAGACCAGGACUAGACCAGGACUGGACCAGGACUAGACCA
This is a messenger RNA of Periophthalmus magnuspinnatus, 3561 nucleotides long. RefSeq names its product corin, serine peptidase (gene corin). Gene Ontology annotation, biological process: acrosome reaction; proteolysis. Gene Ontology annotation, molecular function: protein binding; serine-type endopeptidase activity. The transcript is spliced from 24 exons. The coding region runs from base 36 to 3524 and encodes 1162 amino acids. NCBI's taxonomy places the organism in Eukaryota, Metazoa, Chordata, Actinopteri, Gobiiformes, Gobiidae. The record is from RefSeq and is a predicted model, not a curated record. Gene Ontology annotation, cellular component: membrane.